Molecule: messenger RNA, 351 nt
Organism: Ambispora leptoticha
Lineage: Eukaryota; Fungi; Glomeromycota; Glomeromycetes; Archaeosporales; Ambisporaceae
Source: the annotation of a GenBank genome assembly
AUGCUAACCUACAUUAAACCUACAUACCAACAACGAAUCGAACGAGAUCUAUUUGCCAUAUCCGUGAGGAUAGUAUCAUAUGUCGACGUCCUAACUGUCUUUAUUACAUUGGAUGACGAACAGAAUAUUCAAGAUAAGCCCGCGUAUAUCUACUUCUCCAUCGUCCAUAUCACGAACCAAGAACAUUUGCAGUCGUUUGUGACUGCGACCAUAAUGAGCUUUCAAUUUGCCAUGUAUCUUAUUCACCAUAAAAUCCCGUCACCACCAGAUAUUAUGAGAGAUCAGAAAUUGGAAGAACAUGACCACGAAGAACUUUUAUCCACAGACAUUUUCCACCUAGUGCAACGUUAA